Messenger RNA from Candida tropicalis MYA-3404, 408 nucleotides. RefSeq lists its product as uncharacterized. Gene Ontology annotation, cellular component: mitochondrial inner membrane peptidase complex. Lineage: Eukaryota; Fungi; Ascomycota; Pichiomycetes; Serinales; Debaryomycetaceae. The transcript has a single exon. Bases 1 to 408 code for a protein of 135 amino acids. The record is from RefSeq and is a predicted model, not a curated record.
AUGGCUCCUCCUGUUCCUGUUUAUAGUUUUACAGAGAUUCAAAAUCAAUAUAAAGAACAACUAAACAAUCCAACAAAGUAUAAAUGUCAAUUGAAAUCAAUAACUCAACAUGAAUGUACAUUUAGACCAUCAACAAUUAGAAAUAAUGAUAUUAAUAAUCCACCAGAAAUAAUAUGUUUACCUUUCAAACGUAUAUUUCAAAGAUGUCUUAUUCCAAUAUCUACUAAGAAUGAACAAGGUAAAAAGAUUAAAAGUGAAAAAUGGAUAAAUAUAGAGAUUACAAAUGAUAAAACAAAUCAUGAUCUAGUAGAACCAGAAAGUAAAUAUAGUAAAGAUGUGAUGGAUUUCUUAGAUGCUGAACGAGAGUUUAAAAAGUUUAUGGAGAUUGAAACUGAGAGUCACACUUGA